Molecule: messenger RNA, 2591 nt
Organism: Apis cerana (Asiatic honeybee)
Lineage: Eukaryota; Metazoa; Arthropoda; Insecta; Hymenoptera; Apidae
Product: PRKC apoptosis WT1 regulator protein
Biological process (GO): apoptotic process; positive regulation of apoptotic process
Cellular component (GO): cytoplasm
Source: RefSeq, a predicted model, not a curated record
CAUUGAAAUUACGCAUUGAAGAUUGUACUUUAGCCAAGGUGUAUGAACGAUCGAUAUGCCUAUCUAUCUUUGAACUAUGUAAUCGUAUAGGCCAUACGUGUUUAUGGAUGUUUCAAUGGUUGACAGCUGUCAAUCGCACAUAAGUUGGUAGUGAGUCACAGCAUUGGUAGUGGAACUAGGUGAAGAAUACUCACUUCGACAGACAAACCUAAUCAAGCACUCGCUUUUUGGCCUCCAAGUUUUGUGCUGGUCCAACAUAGGUAUCGCACAUCAUCACCUACUCUUUUGUUCAGAUGUCCAGCGAUAUAACAGGCAUGGCAUCCAGCUCCGUUAGUCAGGAGGAUUUUGAUAAUGACUUCGAAUUAACAUCUAGAAGAUCUAGAAUUAGGACUGCAAGAGCACGAGUUGUUCCACCUAGGACAGGAGAUUCUUCUUCCAUAAACUUUCAAAAAAAUGCACAAAAUACAGAAGAAUCUCAAGGUGUAUGUGAUACAAGUUCGAAUAGUGUGCUUCCACCUGAACAUGAUAAUCAACAAAAUAAACCAAUAAUGAGGAAACAGGAUAAACGGGUACCUGGCCGUGUCUUUAGUGUCGUAUCCUGUUUGCACAGGCCAACGCACAUAAACAAGGGAAAGCAGCAACGCGAUCGACGGAAGCUUCGAGAAAAGAGGCGAAGUACCGGAGUAGUACAUUUACCAUCAACGGAGAGUACAGGAGGUAGUACAGGAGAAGAUGAGGAAGAUCUUAGUGGCACUUGUCUUGAAACUAAACACAACACACAUCACAAUGAGUUCCUUGAUCAUGAACUCAUAGAAGAACGGACAGCAAAAAUGUUUACACAAAGGCGAAACAAAAGGCAUUACCGUACUUCCUACAGGUCAUGUAUAAAUAGGCACAGUUGCCAUUCCGAUUUGGAGGCAGAUGACGAGGAAUUCGAUUCCUUGAAUCAGUCUGACAGUGUCAAUCAAUCAGACCAUGGAAAUCAUGAACCACAAUCCUCUGUAAAUGCUACGAAUCAACCAAGACUGUCUACUCCAACAGGAGACAAUCCACACGAAUUGAUAGAACGAGCCCAAGAAGAAAAUAGAAGACUAUUGUCUCUUUUAGAAGAUCGGGAUCAUAAAAUAAUGGCUCUCGAAGCUCGGUUGCUUCAACAACAACAUGAAAUGACUAUAGAACGGGAACGACUUCGGGAGGAGAACGCUGCGUUAAUUCGUGCGAUGGCAGCCCUGGCGAGUAAUUAAUUUUCCAAUUCGCAAGACAGUCCGAUUUAUCAAUCCUACGACCGUCUGAUUAUUUCUAGAAAUUGCGAAUCAGCGGUUAAAAAAGCUAUAUAUACAUAUAUACUAAUAGUUUGUAAGUAAUUGUGAAUUUUCUUGUUAAUAAUAGCCGAGAAGAUAGCAAAGCGAUUUUAAAAGUUAUUUGUUAAUGAUUUAUGCUGCAAAAGAAUCAGGGUAAGUUACGCAGUAUAAAUAUACAAUCGACUCUCGAUUUCUAUAAUGUUUUUUUGCAAUAAGCAAUAGAUCGUUGAAUACGAACAAGUAAUUAUAUUUUAUCCGCUUCACUUGUAGAGCUUCAUUUACGCGAAUAUUUCUUUCUUAACAGAAAGAUAUAAUCAAUUUUUUUACGCGUUUGCAUAGAGUCGAUAUCUAAUCUCGAGCGAUAAGUUCGAGCAAAUAUGUCUUUUCGCGAUAUAGUAACGUAAUGGAAUAAGAGGUGCUCCAAUUUGUUAUGUCAUUGUUGUUAGACCAGAGAAUGUGUAAAGUAAAUAUUGGAAAUUUUAUGCCUGAAAAAAUAUCUAAGACUCGGAUCGAGUUUUUGCAUAUAGUAUUUAUUGUAACUUGUACGUUAUCUGUUUUAUACUCGAAUGGAUGGUAACAUCGUUACUCCAUGUAAGACUUUUUACUUAUAAAAAAAUUUUGCUUAAUCGCGCAAUUAUAUUGGCAUAAUGUUAUUACAACAAAGGCGUAAUAAAAAUCGUUAUAAAAUUAAACAGGAUCUGUACAAAACAUGAAUAGGAUGGCACAAAACUAGAAAUUCCAUAUCUAUGCAUUUAAUUUAAACAAACGAGAUUUUUUGCAUUUUCAGCUAUGAACAGAACGAAACGUAAUAGGGAUAUAUCUUAGAAGAAGCAAGAAAUGACUCCUAAAAUUAUUACUACUAUUACUAUUACUACUAAUUAUACUAUUACAACUUAAUAUUUUAGGCUUACAGCGAAACGUAUAUAAUAUUUAGAAAGCAGGAGACUGAGAAUGCGAGUAUAUUAUGAGCGAACAAUAUCGAGAGAAAGUAAUAAAUCGAAUUUGUAUUUACGUAUGCACAAUCAUAUUUUAUCCGUCAAAAUGACGUAUUGAAUAAUGAAGAAGAGAACGCGAAAAGAACGUGUUUGCUUAUUAAGUUUAUCGUAUGCGUGUUUCGCGGCCAUAUUGAAUUUAUUUCAGAAGUUGGAUCAUUUUGAUUCCUUCUUGAAAAAAUAUAUAAAAAAGAAUGCUCGGUCUAAGAAAAUUAAUCGAUUCUAUCAUGAGAAUUUGGAAACUUUAUUAUAUUCAAAAUUCGAUAUUUUCUGUCUAAAUAAAGAUUUUCCUAAUAAA